Messenger RNA from Microplitis mediator, 4766 nucleotides. RefSeq names its product serine/threonine-protein kinase PAK mbt (gene mbt). Bases 751 to 2937 code for a protein of 728 amino acids. Gene Ontology annotation, biological process: protein phosphorylation; regulation of MAPK cascade; intracellular signal transduction. The record is from RefSeq and is a predicted model, not a curated record. Gene Ontology annotation, cellular component: cytoplasm. The transcript has 5 exons. NCBI's taxonomy places the organism in Eukaryota, Metazoa, Arthropoda, Insecta, Hymenoptera, Braconidae. Gene Ontology annotation, molecular function: ATP binding; protein serine/threonine kinase activity.
GAAACUGAUGCUGAAGCAAAUUCCAGAGUUAAUGAUGAUAGUGUCCACCAGUGGAGUUCUUGUUCUAACAACCUGUCGAACAUGACGAUCAUUCACGGCAACGAGCCGAUUGGUGCCGUUUAUUUAUUAUAUAUAUAAAAGUUUAUGUGAAGUUUAUAAAAAGCCAACGCCCUGGAUUAUGGUCUAAGUGCAUGAGGAUGUACAUCAAAAAUAAUAUGUAGCAGUAUGUAGUUUUAGUUCAGUUUGUUUUUUAUUUUUGUUUAAUUUUAACUGUGCGGUUUUAUUUACGUUGAUAAAACGAUAGAGAGGACAACGAGGUCGCAAGCAUCACUACGAUUGUAUGUGUGAUUAUAUUUAUAUUGCUGUUUUAUGAACGUUGUUGUGUGUAAGUCUGUCACUUCACUUGGCUUCCUAUCCCCGCUCUACUCUAUCAUACAAUUACGAUCUACUCUACUGAGUUUAUAUUCCAAAGACUGUUGUUGUCUUACCUGGAUUUUUCAUUGAUUCUCGGUCAGAAUGUCGUCUACUACUAGUACCAGGUCGAUCGGUCACGAAAAACUUGCUGUCAUAUCCUGGAUACUCGUGUAAUAUUUUUUUGUUUAUAUUUUAUUUAAUAAGACAGCUAAAUAACUGCUGACUAGAUCAUUUUAUUACUGGAGAUAUUUAUUUUUGAGUUUGUGGAUACGGAAUUUGUAAAACUCAUUUUUGUUUUUAUUUAUUGAGUUAUUAUUUAUUUCAGAAGCUGCUAAAAUGUUUACGAGAAAGAAGAAGAAACCGCAAAUAUCAACACCGACAAAUUUUGAGCAUCGAGUGCACACGGGUUUUGAUAAACGUGAAGGAAAGUUUGUUGGAUUACCGCUGCAGUGGGCGUCAAUUGUUGGUAAUAAUCAGAUAUUAAAGUCAACUAAUCGACCACUGCCACUAGUUGAUCCUAGUGAAAUAACUCCGACAGAAAUAUUAGACUUAAAGACAAUUGUACGUGGGCACAAUGACCCGCGUAUUAGUAAAAAUAAUGGACAGACAAAUGGUAACAGUAAUGAAAAUAAUCCAAAUACAAAAUUUGAGAAUGGUGGAUUACCAAAAAUGAGCACUGUCGCAAGAUCUAAUUCAUUGAGAUCCUCAAGUCCACCUAGAUUGAGACGAGAUUAUCGAAAUAAUUCAAAUUUACCGCCUUCUGUUCCUGAAGGACAAGAAGUAUCAUCGAGUCCAAGUCAAAUACCACCUUCGUAUCCAAGUUAUGGAAAACCUUACGGUUAUCCAGAUAAAAUGCGUCAACAAAAUUCACCAAGUGUUGGUAAUGUUGGUGGUCCUGGCCCUGGUCUAGGUCCUGGUCCUGGUCCUGGUCAUGUUAAUAAUUCAAGCUUACAAAAUAUAACAUCUAAUUUACAAAAUAUGAAUCCUAAUAUGCAAUCAUCACCAAAUUUAACAAAUUCAGUUAAUAAUACACAAAAUUUGUCAAUGAAUUUCCAAAAUUUAAGUCCUAUACCAAGUCAUCAAGACCCAUCUAAUAUUAAUAACUCAAUUAGUAGUCCAAUAAAUGAACAUGAUUACCAGAGAAUGAAUGCACCAUCAACAAUGUCAGGACAGUACAAUGGAAACACUCAGCCAACACCAGACACUGCAAGAGAUCAUGCAAUACCGCAAAACAUGAUGAUACAUAAAUUACAGCCCAAAGUAUCACCAGUUGGUUCUAUAGCAUCUCAACGACCGCUCAGCCAACUGAGUACUCACAAUAUUAUAAAACAUCCUCACAAUUACGGCAUAGCUGAUAAUAAUUCAUCAUCGUUACAUGGACACUUUAAUAAGCCACCAGAGAGCUCACAGUCGAUGCACAAUUUAUCAAAAUUAGCUGGACAUCCCCAGUCAUCAGCUAUGCCAAGUUCAAGUGCCACUGGCCCUAUGCCAGAUCAUAAUCAUAGUAUUAAAGGCGCGAUGUCAUCGGGUAGUCUUAUUCCCGGCUCUGCAAAUUUAUCUGCUAGUAAUAAUAAUAACAACAACAACAAUAAUAACAAUAACAAUAAUAAUAAUAAACAAAAUGCAGAUCAGCGAUUAACGCAUGAACAAUUUAGAAAAGCGCUGCAGAUGGUAGUCAGUAGUGCAGAUCCACGUGAUAAUUUAGAUAAUUUUGUAAAAAUAGGUGAAGGUAGUACUGGUACUGUUUGUAUAGCAACAGAUAAAGAAAGAAAACGUCAGGUUGCUGUUAAAAAAAUGGAUCUGAGAAAACAACAGCGACGUGAAUUACUUUUUAAUGAAGUUGUAAUAAUGCGAGAUUAUCAUCAUGUAAAUAUUGUUGAGAUGUAUGACAGUUUUUUGGUUGAUGAUGAACUGUGGGUUGUAAUGGAGUAUCUUGAAGGUGGAGCAUUGACGGAUAUUGUAACGCAUUCACGUAUGAAUGAGGAACAAAUAGCAACUGUUUGUAUUCAAUGUCUCCGACCUUUGCAUUAUCUUCAUUCUCAAGGUGUUAUUCACCGGGACAUUAAAUCAGAUUCAAUUCUUCUUACUGCUGAUGGUAGAGUUAAACUUUCAGACUUUGGAUUCUGUGCUCAGGUAUCGCAAGAAUUGCCAAAGAGAAAGUCACUUGUUGGCACACCUUACUGGAUGAGUCCUGAAGUUAUUUCAAGGUUACCGUAUGGACCUGAAGUUGAUAUUUGGUCAUUGGGAAUUAUGAUUAUUGAAAUGGUUGAUGGUGAACCCCCGUUCUUUAAUGAACCACCUCUCCAAGCUAUGAGAAGAAUCCGGGAUAUGUUACCGCCUAAAUUGAAAAAUUCACACAAGGUGAGUCCGCGACUGCAAGGCUUCUUGGAAAGAAUGCUGGUUCGUGAUCCAGCACAGAGAGCCACUGCUGAAGAAUUACUUCAACAUCCGUUCCUAAGACAAGCAGGAAACCCUAGCGUCUUAAUACCGCUGAUGCGUAGCGCAAGACAUACCAAUUGCUGACCUAAAUAAAUUUAAAUCAAAUCGAUUUAUUUUAUUAUACAAUUUUUUAGCACUUGAAAUUGUUACAUUGAGAUUUUUUAAUAAUUAUCACUAAUUAGUUCAUUAUUUAUAUUACAAGUGACUGGAAAUUUUACAUUCCACUUUUUCUUAUUAAUUUUUUUGACUUAAAUUUUUUACAAUCGAGAUAAACAAAAAAAAAAACAAUAAUUGACUGUAAAGAAUGUGGUAGCUAUGCCUUGUUAUAUAUAGAAUAUACAUAUAUAGAAGUAUAUUUAUAUUAUAGAUAUAAAAAGUAAUGUAGUAUUUACACAUGAGUGCCUUGAAAUAUUAUAGAGUAACGUACCAUAUAAUUGUUAUGAGUGCAGCUAAAUUUCUAGAAUUUCUUUUUUAUAUAUAGAUUAUUAAAGAAAUAUUAUAAAAUAUAUAUAAAAAAAAAGUAUUGCACUUAUUAUGCCACUGUAGGACUAAUAAUUUUUAAAUAAUUAAUUAAUUUAAAAUAACUUCUGGCCUUCUUCUGUAAUAUUAAGACUGAAAAUUUUUUCGCGACGAUCAAAAUUGAAUAAUUAAUUUUGUUAUUGCAUUAUUUUUUUUAAAAAGUUUUUAUAAAAUAUUUUAAUUGACGUGUUCGUUUUUAAAAUGAUUUUUUUAUAGUAGCAAAAUUAAACGAAUUUAAUUAGUAAAGAAUACGAGUAAAGUGAAAUUAAAAUUUUUUAUAAAAUGUAAUAAAAAUUACAAUUAUUUAUAGUGACGUUGGGUGUGGUGCAUCUCUACAUGAAAAUAUCUCUCAUAUUGAAAAUCUCUACAGCGAUCAUUUUUACAUAGCGCUAAGUUCAAACAGUAGAAUUUUUGUUUUGACAUUUUAUUAAUGAAGUAGGUUAAUUAUAUAAAAGAAUGAAUGAAUGAAAGUGAAAUUAAAUUAUUUAAAUAUUACCAAAGUGAUGAUUCGCGCCAACGCAAAUUUAGAAAAACCAGCAAUUGCUGCUUUUAAACUGGUGGUCUCGUCUUAACUUUUCGUAUCAAUUUCGAUAACUUUUUUCUGUACUUGAACUUGAUUUCCACUUUGGUUUAUAUACAGCAAGGUGCUGUAUCUUCACUCAUUUUAAAUCAUUUUUUAACAGUACCACGGUUGUCUUAUUCGACAAUUAAUAUUUUGUUAAAAAUAAAAAUAAAAGACAACAAAGAAUAUUAAUUAAAUAAUAAUUGAUACAGAAAGUUAACACAAGACCACCAGUUUAAAAGCAGCAACCGCUAGAUUUUCUAAAUUUGUGUUGGGGUUAAUCAUCACUUUUGUAAUAUUUGAAUAAUUUAAUUUCACUUUUAUUCAUUCAUUCUUUUAUAUAACUAACCUAGGGCGUGUUCAGAAAUACACUCUGGAAGUGAAAAAUUACCUAUCCAGGUGUGAUUAGUACCUUUGUAAUGUUAAAUCGCAUCUCUGGUUCGACUAGAGGAUAUUUCUGAACGCAGGAGUUGAAUAUUUCUCUUCCAGAGUGUGUUUCUGAACACGCCCCUACUUUAUUAAUAAAAUUUAAAAACAAAAAUUCUACUGUUUGAACUUAGCGCUAUGUAAAAAUGAUCGCUGUAGAGAUCUUCAAUAUGAGAGAUAUUCUCAUGUAGAGAUGGAACGAUGUGAAAAUAAUCUUCUGUUGAGUUGUUGCGAUGUAAAAAUUUAUCUGUAGAGUUAAUUCGUGUAGAGAAAAACUUUGUGAGGUUUUAUAAUGUAGAGAAAUUCUCUGUAGGGAUGCACACCCGUGACGUUUUCAGAACAUUCAAUAAUUUUUUUUUUUUUUUACUGUGAAAAUAUAUAAAUUUAAUAUUAAUGUAUACGAAUA